This is a messenger RNA of Syngnathoides biaculeatus (alligator pipefish), 2126 nucleotides long. RefSeq names its product angiomotin like 2a (gene amotl2a). The transcript is spliced from 10 exons. Gene Ontology annotation, cellular component: plasma membrane; cytoplasmic vesicle; bicellular tight junction. The record is from RefSeq and is a predicted model, not a curated record. Gene Ontology annotation, biological process: angiogenesis; establishment of cell polarity involved in ameboidal cell migration; hippo signaling. Bases 4 to 2016 code for a protein of 670 amino acids. NCBI's taxonomy places the organism in Eukaryota, Metazoa, Chordata, Actinopteri, Syngnathiformes, Syngnathidae.
AAGAUGUUUUUUUUUCCCCUUCAGAUUCCUUGUGAUCUGUGCCGUUCCUCAAGUCCCCCCGAUCCAGGCCGCCGCCGCGCCUUCUCGGACAUGAGAACCGCCGAAGCAACCCCUGGGACGGUCCUGCACCGCCUCAUCCGGGAGCAGCUCCGCUUCGGCAACCUGACCGACACCCGCGCCCUGCUGGCCAUCCAGCAACAGGCCCUGCGCGGCAGCGGCGGCAGUAGCGGGAGUCCUCGCUCUUCCCUGGAGAGCCUGACCCAGGACGAGUGCCAGCAGCCCCACAUGUCCGCCCGGCAGGACCCCCAAGGGCAGGAAUACCACGGAGGCUGCGUUCAUCUGGAAAACCCCUCGGGGAUUCCCUACCACAAGGAGGAGCUUCCCACCUACGAGGAGGCCAGGGUGCACUCGCAGUACCUGAAAGGGGAGAUGGACUCUGGCGUGGACGUGCACUGGGAUGCCAAGAGGGAGCACGCCCGCUCCCUCAGCGAGCGCCUCAUGCGGCUCUCCCUGGAAAGGAGCCCGCCGCCCGCAAACGUCCCAGCCAUGAGCUCCUCGCAGAGUUUUCCGCAGCUGUACAAUGCAGCCGGCCCGCCUCGAGGGGACCCCCUGGGGCCGCCGCCCGUGUACCCGGCCCAGGAGCCGGGGGUGUACUUCCUAGAACCUACCGGCCCGACGCCCUUCUACUCUCAGCACAGGAAUGCCGGCGUUCCUGCGAGGGGUGCGUCCGGGGAUGAGGGUGACGCCCUGAGGCAGGAAAACCGCAGACUACGGCAGCAAGUGGACAUCUACGCAGAGAAGGCCGCACGCCUGCAGAAGCUGGAGGAUGAGAUAGCGAGGAUCUCGGAGGCGUACGAGACGCUGAUGAAGGGCUCGGCCAAGCGCGAAGCUCUGGAGAAGACCAUGAGGACCAAGCUGGAGGCCCAGAUGAAGAGGAUGCAGGAAUUCAACCGGGACCUCAGAGAACAAGUGUGCGCGGCCGCCAAGCAGCGAGCAGACAAGGAAGCAGAAUCCUCAGAACACAAGCAACACGUAUUCCUCAAGCUGCUCGAACAAAAUGAGGAGCAGCAGCGCUCGCGCGAGCGCCUGGAGAGGUCCGUCCAAAACCUGCGGCUGUCGGCGGAGGAGAGCCAGCGCGGUCGCGAGCUCCUGGAGAAGGCGCUGCUCUCGGCACACGCCCGCAACCGCCAUCUGGAGGACGAGCUGCGCAGGAAACGCGCCUACGUGGAGAAGGUGGAGCGUCUCCAGAGCUCGCUGGGCCAUCUGCAGGCAGCCUGCGAGAAGCGGGAAGAGCUGGAGAUGCGGCUGCGCACGCGCCUGGAGCAAGAACUCAAAAGUAUGCGGGCGCAACAGAAUCAGACCUUGGGCCCUGUAGCUUCGGAGCUGAGCUCCUCCCGUUCACUACAGCAGCUGCGGGAGCGCGAGGAGCGUAUCCUGGCCUUGGAGGCCGACAUCACCAAGUGGGAACAGAAAUACCUGGAGGAGAGCACCAUGAGACAUUUUGCCAUGGACGCCGCCGCCACGGCUGCAGCGCAGAGGGAUACCACCAUCAUCAACAACUCCCCUGGACAUUCGCCCGACAGCAGUUUUAACGAGGACCUGCCUCUGACCAAUCACAGACAUCAGGAGAUGGAAAGCAGGAUCCGAGCUCUUCAUGCCCAGCUCCUGGAGAAGGACGCCAUGAUCAAGGUCCUUCAGCAGCGCUCCAAGUGGGAGCACAGCAAGCUGGAGAAACAAAGUCUCCGGCUGGCCACCUCCGUCCCGUCCGUCGCCGUGGCGGCCGGCAGUACCGAGACUAAAGGAAAAAGCCUCUCGGAUGACAAGACAGGUGGUCCCGUACUGCGAUGUGAGCGGAUCAGCCGGGACUCCAGCACCCAAUGUGACCCGCUACAGCCAUCCGGAACCUUGGCGGUUUGCGCCUCUGAUACUUCGGAGGAAACCGAGCUGAGAGGAGUCAAGGCCUCGGAGAUCGCCAAGAACAAGAUUGACUCAGAGAUGGUGGAGAUCCUCAUUUGAAGGAUUUCCAGACAUGUCGCUGUAGCUUAUUUAUUUCCAAAGUGUCAUUGCUGCUCUUUUGUAUUGUACCGCCCGUUUAAGCUAAUUGAUUUUUUUUUUUUUUUUUUUUU